Messenger RNA from Penicillium cinerascens, 1116 nucleotides. Its product is annotated as cysteine synthase A. Gene Ontology annotation, molecular function: cysteine synthase activity. The transcript is spliced from 2 exons. NCBI's taxonomy places the organism in Eukaryota, Fungi, Ascomycota, Eurotiomycetes, Eurotiales, Aspergillaceae. The record is from RefSeq and is a predicted model, not a curated record. Bases 1 to 1116 code for a protein of 371 amino acids. Gene Ontology annotation, cellular component: cytoplasm.
AUGUUCCGUCAAAGUAUCCGUCGCUUUGGUACUACGGCCUUGCGUGCCGCUGAGGGAUCGACUGCUUACUGCACCCGGGUGUCCACGGCGCAGGGCGCUGUGAAUGGCCUGACGGAGGCAAUUGGAAACACUCCGUUGAUUCGGUUAAAGAAGCUAUCCGAGCAGACCGGGUGCAAUGUGUUGGGCAAGGCGGAGUUUCAGAAUCCCGGUGGCAGUGUGAAGGAUCGGGCUGCUCUGUUCGUGGUCAAGGACGCGGAAGAGAAGGGACUUCUUCGACCGGGUGGUACAGUGGUUGAGGGCACUGCUGGAAACACCGGUAUUGGUCUCGCACACGUAUGCCGGUCCAAGGGUUACAAGCUGGUGAUCUACAUGCCCAACACUCAAUCACAGGGCAAGAUUGAUCUGCUCCGGCUGCUGGGCGCGGAAGUGUACCCUGUUCCUGCUGUGGCAUUCGACAACCCGCAGAACUACAAUCACCAAGCGCGCCGGCACGCCGAGUCCCUGGAUAACGCCGUUUGGACUAACCAGUUCGACAACACCGCCAACCGCCAAGCGCAUAUCGAGACUACCGGGCCAGAAUUGUGGGCUCAGACUGGCGGCAAGAUCGACGCAUUCACUUGCGCUACCGGGACUGGCGGUACGCUGGCUGGUAUCACCCGCUAUCUUAAGGAAGUUAGCAACGGCCAGGUCAAGAGCUUCUUGGCUGAUCCUCCGGGCAGUGUCCUGCACAGCUACAUCCAAAGCGGCGGUAAGCUGACCGAGCGCUCUGGUGGCAGUAUCACCGAAGGGAUUGGCCAGGGCCGUGUCACGGACAACCUGAAACCCGACAUUGACCUGCUGGAUGGCUCGCUGAACAUCAGUGACGAGAAAUCCAUUGAGAUGGUCUACCGUUGCCUGGAUGAGGAGGGUCUGUAUCUCGGUGCCAGCUCUGCCCUGAACGUUGCGGCUGCUAAGGAGGUUGCUGAGAAGUUGGGCAAGGGCAACACCGUUGUGACGAUUCUAUGCGACGGCGCUUACCGGUACGCAGACCGGUUGUUCUCCAACACCUGGCUGGAGAGCAAGAACCUUCGCAGUGCUAUUCCUAAGCACCUGGAGAAAUACAUUGUGCUGCCUUAG